Messenger RNA from Tachyglossus aculeatus (Australian echidna), 1530 nucleotides. RefSeq names its product probable glutamate receptor. Gene Ontology annotation, molecular function: AMPA glutamate receptor activity; transmitter-gated monoatomic ion channel activity involved in regulation of postsynaptic membrane potential. The record is from RefSeq and is a predicted model, not a curated record. NCBI's taxonomy places the organism in Eukaryota, Metazoa, Chordata, Mammalia, Monotremata, Tachyglossidae. Gene Ontology annotation, biological process: synaptic transmission, glutamatergic; modulation of chemical synaptic transmission. Gene Ontology annotation, cellular component: dendritic spine; postsynaptic membrane; AMPA glutamate receptor complex.
AUGUCUCGGCUGGCUUGCCCAGGGGGCAAACCCGGGGUGACAGAGAUCUCUUGCAGGAUCUCUGAGGGGGUGGGAGGCGGGCAGCUGGAGAUCCCUUCUGGCCUGCACGCCAAGACCGAUCCUCCCCUGGCCCCAUGCCUCUCUGAGAGCCGGCCAGACCCCUCCGAGAGGCUGAAAGCCUCCAAUGCCAGAGUGCACCCCUUCAUGAUAUCCCAAGGAGCAGAGCUGCAGGGCUUCCUCGUGGACUUGGUGGUUCAGCUGUUGGCACUGCUGCACUUCGACCCUCGGCUGCAGCUGGUCUGGGAUGGCCAGUACGGGAAGCCCGGGACCAACGGACGCUGGACCGGCCUCACUGGGGAGCUGCUAGCAGCAGGUGAGACAGAGGAGGCCGCGGUGGCCCUAGCCCCAUUGAUGAUGACUGCAGCUCAUGGGCAAGUGGUGUCCUUCACCACUCCCUUCCUGUACACUGGCACUGGAAUCCUGCGCCGGGUGAAUUCCAGCCCCCAAAGCGGCUCCUUCUGUCCGCUCAAUCCCUUUAGCGGAGAGACAUGGGCUGGGAUCGUGACCGCCUACCUGCUCACCUGUCCGGGGCUGUUCAUCACAGCCAGGCUGAGCCCCAGUGAGUUGGCGAGACCCCACAGAGGCCAGCAGAAUCCGUCCUUCCUGGACAGUCCGUGUAACAGGGCUGGAGCCUUCGCCCUGCAAGGUGAGGCACUCCGGCCCCAGCCCAAGGCCAUGUCCACGCUACUUGUGGCCACCAGGUCCGUGCUGUCGGUGUAUGCGGCCAGCCUGUCUGCUUUGCUGUGCUUCCCGGUCGAGCAAUGUCCGGUCAACUCCUUUGAAUCACUGGUCAGGCAGAGGGCCAUGGAGUUCGGCACCAUCAACGGCUCCUCCACGCAUCAAUUCUUCCAGGUAUCCGCGGACCCUCUCCACAGGAUGGUCCUGGAGCGCAUGGAGCGCCAGCAGGGCCGGGCCCUGGUCAGCUCGCAGGAGGAGGGUGUUGAGCGAGUACUGAGUUCAAAUUGCGCACUCAUCGGGGAGACCGUCUCCUUGGACCUGGCGGCAGCCAGACACCGCAGCCUGGUUCGGCUCCCUGAUGUCACUGACCUGCGGGGGAUCAGCCUUUUCACCACCAAAGGGUCCCCCUGGGCUGAAGAGUUGUCCGCCGCCCUCCUCCAGCUGGACGAGUCCGGGGCUCUGGAAGCCCUGUGGCACGAGUGGUGGGAGCCCAGCUGAUCCCCCCAAGAGCCUCCCCACCGGGAGUCCCUGGGCCCACAGAGCCUGGGGCCCGCCUUCCUCAUCCUGGCCACGGGCCUGACUCCGGGGCUGGCCGUGGCCAUCGGGGAGCUGGCUCUGAAGACCUGUCGGGUGGCCACCCAGCAUGAGAGGUGCCCAUCACUGCAAAAAAGGCUGUGCAGAUUACAGUUGCCCGAGAGACAGGACCUGAACAUAGCAGACAAAAUUGGAAGCGAAGACAAGGAUAACGAGACAUUCGAUCGUUGGCCUGUUUCCCUAGCGCUCUCCGUGUGA